CCCAUUUAAGGCCCAGCCCGGGGCGCCCGGGCCAGAGCGGCCGCGCAGCCCGCCAUGGGGGACACCUUCAUCCGCCACAUCGCCCUCCUGGGCUUCGAGAAGCGCUACGUCCCCAGCCAGCACUACGUGUACAUGUUCCUGGUGAAGUGGCAGGACCUGUCCGAGAAGCUGGUCUACCGGCGGUUCACCGAGAUCUAUGAGUUCCAUAAAACCUUAAAGGAAAUGUUUCCUAUUGAGGCGGGGGACAUCAACCCAGAGAACAGGAUCAUCCCCCAUCUGCCAGCACCGAGGUGGUUUGACGGGCAGCGGGCAGCCGAGAACCGCCAGGGCACGCUCACCGAGUACUGCAAUGCACUCAUGGGCCUGCCGGUCAAGAUCUCCCGCUGCCCACUACUCCUUGACUUCUUCAAGGUGCGCCCCGACGACCUCAAGCUCCCCACCGACAGCCAGGUGAAAAAGCCGGAGACCUACCUGGUGCCUAAAGAUGGCAAGACCAACGCUGCCGCUGCCGACAUCACCGGCCCCAUCAUCCUGCAGACGUACCGGGCCAUUGCUGACUACGAGAAGAGCUCGGGCACCGAGAUGGCUCUGGCCAUGGGCGACGUGGUGGACGUCGUGGAGAAGGGCGAGAGCGGCUGGUGGUUCUGCCAAAUGAAGACCAAGCGAGGCUGGGUCCCAGCUUCCUACUUGGAGCCCCUGGACAGUCCUGAUGAGACAGAGGACCCAGAGCCCAACUACGCAGGUGAGCCCUACGUCACCAUCAAAGCCUACACUGCUGUAGAGGAAGACGAGAUAUCCCUCCAGGAGGGCGAAACCAUCGAGGUCAUUCAUAAGCUCUUGGACGGCUGGUGGGUCAUCAGGAAAGAAGACGCCACAGGCCACUUCCCGGCCAUUUACCUGCAGAAGGCGGGGCAGGACAUAGCUCAGGCCCAGCGCCAGAUCAAGAGCCGAGGGGCGCCGCCCCGCCGGACUGGGCCGGCGGUGCCCCCGCGGCCCAGCGCAGACCUCAUCCUGCACCGCUGCAGCGACAGCACGAAGCGGAAGCUGGCGUCCCCUGUCUGAGGCCGGGCUCCACCCUCGAUGGCACUCUGUGCCCUCCGCCGGGAUCCCUGUCUCUAUGUGAUGAGAGCCCGAGGUCUGGUUACCUAAGGCACUCCGGGCCCCGCCCCACCUCGCUCUCCGCCACCCUCAAUAAAUGUUGCUUAGAGUGGA
Molecule: messenger RNA, 1212 nt
Organism: Myotis brandtii (Brandt's bat)
Lineage: Eukaryota; Metazoa; Chordata; Mammalia; Chiroptera; Vespertilionidae
Gene: NCF1
Product: neutrophil cytosolic factor 1
Exons: 11
Coding region: 55-1062 (335 amino acids)
Biological process (GO): superoxide anion generation; respiratory burst
Cellular component (GO): cytoplasm; NADPH oxidase complex
Molecular function (GO): phosphatidylinositol binding; protein binding; superoxide-generating NADPH oxidase activator activity
Source: RefSeq, a predicted model, not a curated record